This is a messenger RNA of Iphiclides podalirius (scarce swallowtail), 330 nucleotides long. The record is from the annotation of a GenBank genome assembly. Lineage: Eukaryota; Metazoa; Arthropoda; Insecta; Lepidoptera; Papilionidae.
AUGAAGACUGCGUUCGUUUUGCUAAUAGUGGUUGUCGCGUGGAUUGGCGAUGCCUACUGUAAAGAUUUAAUUGUGGGAACUAGUUUUAAUAACAGGCUUCUAUGGCAGGAAAAGGCAGAGUACAACGCAAUUCCCCUCAAGAAAAGAGUAAAGGAAGUAUUCUUUUCAGACCCGGGCCAGCAGAUAAUUAAGGGGAUCAUUGCUCGAGAUCUGGACCACACAGAUGCUAUAGCCACUGUCACAGCAGGAGGAGUCGGCUUCUCAUACGCGAACAUUAGAUUGAAGAGCGAUAGAGGAUCGGGUCUUAAUUAUCAAAUAGAAAUCUACAUA